Delphinapterus leucas (beluga whale) is the source of this 7742-nucleotide messenger RNA. It is a transcript of the gene FAM13A, whose product is annotated as family with sequence similarity 13 member A. Gene Ontology annotation, biological process: signal transduction. Lineage: Eukaryota; Metazoa; Chordata; Mammalia; Artiodactyla; Monodontidae. The record is from RefSeq and is a predicted model, not a curated record.
GAUUUCAACUCCAGGCAGCCCUCCCAGCCAUGUGGGUUUAGCCAAAUCAGAAGCAAAACCACACUUCCGAAAAUGUUGGGAGCCGCUCUCCGCUCACCGUGGGGCCUCUGGAUCUGGAGCCGUGUUUCACAUCGGAGCAUAUCGACCGAAUGGAAUUCUGGCGUUUUGCUGUCAUUUUGAUGUUUUCAUCCAGUCUUCAUCAGAUCUACUGGGUACUUCCUGCGAGAUGGGAGCUGGAGCUCUCACCAUCUGUCAAAGUAACGCAGCAGUUCGGCUGAAAGAAGACAUGAAAAAGGUUGUGACAGUGCCACUAAACGAGCAGAGGAAUUCCACCUACACCAAGUUAUUUGGAGUCAGUCUCCAGGACCUCCACCAGCAGGGGCUGACUGAGAACGGCGUUCCAGCUAUCGUGGGGCGCAUAGUGGAGUACUUGACCGUGCAUGGACUCACCCAGGAAGGCCUUUUUCGGGUGAAUGGCAACGUCAGGGUGGUGGAACAGCUUCGAUGGAAGUUUGAGAGUGGGGUGCCUGUGGAGCUGGGGAGGGACGGCGACGUCUGCGCGGCGGCCAGCCUGUUAAAGCUCUUCCUGAGGGAGCUGCCGGAGGGCGUGAUCACCUCGGCACUGCAGCCUCGGUUCAUUCAGCUCUUUCAGGAUGACAGAAAUGAUGCUCAGGAGAGUAGCUUAAGAGCCUUAAUAAAAGAGCUGCCAGACACCCACUACUGCCUCCUCAAGUACCUUUGCCAAUUCUUGACAAAAGUAGCCAAGCACCAUGUGCAGAACCGCAUGAAUGUUCACAAUCUCGCCACUGUAUUUGGGCCAAAUUGCUUUCAUGUGUCUCCUGGGCUUGAAGGCAUGAAAGAGCAAGACCUCUGCAACAAGAUAAUGGCUAAAAUAUUAGAAAAUUAUAAUACCCUGUUUGAAGUGGAGUAUGUAGAAAAUGAUAACCAGAGGUGUGAAAACAGAGCGAGGCUUAUCAUAGUAAAAGAGGCCAAUUGUAAGAACAUCCUUCUAACAAAAGACUUCGUAAGAGACACACAAAAGCCAUCUCCAAAAACCAAGAUCCCAAAAUCUAGGAGUGAGGGAUCUAUUCGGGCCCACAGGGUACCGCAACCAGAGCUGUCUGAUGGCGUUCCUCAGGUCAGCCUGCAGCUAAGUCAGAGAAAUUCCUGCUGGGAUGACAUGAAUUCAGCAGAGGGUGCUAAUGCUGCCAAAUUGCUAUCCAGUUCGCAGGAAGAUGAAAGACCUAUGUCACCUUUCUAUUUGAGUGCCCACGUAUCCCAAGUCAGCAAUGUGUCGGCAACGGGAGAACUCUUAGAAAGAACCAUCCGGUCAGCUGUCGAACAACAUCUUUUGGAUGUUAAUAGCUCUGGAGGCCAAAGUUCAGAGGACUCAGAAUCUGGAACAUCAUCAGCAUCUUUCUCCACAUCCACCAAACAGCGACGACGCCAGUCCAAGGAGCAGGAUGAAGUUCGACAUGGCAGUGACAUUUCAAGGGGACUUAUCAACAAAGAAAAUAUUCCUUCUGGGUUCAACAACCUUGAUGAAUGUAUUUUGAAUGCUCAUCAUGAAGUGGAAAAAUUACAUGAAAAUACUUCUGGUUAUAUUGGAGAAAGGGGCAAACCGAAACGUCAGAAAUCCAGUUCCAGACUUUCUGAGCUCAGUGAACAUCAAGAUAGUCUUGUGAAUAUGGAAAGUCUCAAUCCCACACCAUCUCGUGAAAGGAUGGGACCUCAUGAUGUUGAGCUGACGUCCGAUGGAAGCAAAGAAAAUGAAAAGGACUGCAGACAGACCCAGCAUUCUGAGGACCCCACCAUGAAGAUCCAGGAGCGUCCCAGCCUACCUGACAGCAAGCUGCAGAGGACUGCAAAUGCUGAUGACCAGCAAGAGAGCUUUGUCUCCGGAGUGCCGGAGCUGGACCUGACUGCAUUGUGCGAUGAGAAGAGCUGGGAAGAGCCCACCCCUGCUUUCUCCUCGUGGCAGCGGGAGAGUGUACACGCUGACGAAGCACGCCUCUCCCCGCAGGCAGGGCGCCUGAUUCGGCAGCUCCUGGAUGAGGACAGCGGCCCCAUGCUCUCUCCCCGCUUCUACGCUUACGGGCAGAGCAGGCAGUACCUGGACGACACGGAAGUGCCUCCUUCUCCCCCCAAUUCCCAUCCUUUCAUGAGGCGACGCAGCUCCUCUCUGGGCUCCUAUGACGAUGGGCAAGAGGACCUGACACCUGCACAGCUCACGCGAAGGAUUCAGAGCCUGAAAAAGAAGAUCCGAAAGUUUGAAGACAGAUUCGAAGAAGAGCGGAAGUACAGGCCUUCCCACAGCGACAAAGCAGCCAAUCCAGAGGUUCUGAAAUGGACAAACGACCUUGCCAAAUUCCGGAAACAACUUAAAGAGUCAAAACUGAAGAUAUCGGAAGAGGACCUAAGCCCCAGGAUGCGGCAGCGAAGCAAUACUCUCCCCAAGAGUUUUGGCUCCCAGCUUGAGAAAGAAGAUGAGAAGAAGCAAGAGCUGGUAGAUAAAGCCUUAAAGCCUAGCGUCGAAGCCACGCUGGAGUCCAUCCAAAGGAAGCUCCAGGAGAAGCGGGUGGAAACCAGCCGUCCUGAGGACAUUAAGGAUAUGACCAAAGACCAGAUUGCUAAUGAGAAAGUGGCCCUGCAGAAAGCUCUGUUAUAUUAUGAAAGCAUUCACGGACGGCCGGUGAGCAAGAAUGAGCGGCAGGUUAUGAAGCCGUUGUACGACAGGUACCGCCUGGUCAAACAGAUCCUGUCGCGAGCCAGCACCGUCCCCAUCAUUGGUUCCCCUUCCAGCAAGCGGAGAAGCCCUUUGCUGCAGCCAAUUAUCGAGGGCGAAACUGCUUCCUUCUUCAAGGAGAUAAAGGAAGAAGAGGAGGGUUCAGAAGACGAUAGCGGCACAAAGCCAGAGUUCACCGUCACCCUGAAGACCGAUUUCAGUGCACGUUGCUUUCUGGACCAAUUUGAAGAUGUCACUGACGGCUUUAUUUCCCCGAUGGAUGAUAAAAUGCCAUCAAAAUGCAGCCAGGAUACCGGACUUUCAAAUCUCCAUGCUGCUUCGAUACCAGAACUCUUGGAACACCUUCAGGAAAUGAGAGAAGAAAAGAAAAGGGUUCGAAAGAAGCUUCGUGAUUUUGAAGACAAUUUUUUCAGACAAAAUGGAAGAAACGUCCAGAAGGAAGACCGCACCUCUAUGGCUGAAGAAUACAACGAAUACAAGCACAUCAAGGCAAAACUGAGGCUCCUGGAGGUGCUUAUCAGCAAGAGAGACACUGAUUCCAAGUCCGUGUGAGAAGGCAGCCCUACCCGAGCCAAGGGGGCUGGGGAUGCAGGGUGAAUGUGCCCCCCACCUCCCCUGGCAGAUAGCAGCUCUGCAGAAACUGGAAGGCAGCCUUGGAGCUGGACCUACAAAGAGAGUAGCUCUUCUGCCUCUGGGCCACUGGGAUCGUCUCCAGUUUCCACUGCCUGCCUUGGACACCGCCUAGAUGGAAAGAGCCCACCUGCCCUCAUGUAGGAGUUGUGUAAGGGAAAGUCGAGAUCUCCGUGCACCCGAGCGCUCACAGACACACACAGACGCUGUAGCGGAAGCUUCGCUGACAACUGGCAGCGACGAAUCACUACACUGAGACACAGUCACCUACAGAGGAUACGCACUGUUCUUCUCUGGACAACUGAGAAGCAGCCUGUUCUCUGUCGGACUGUGACAGAAACAAGCUCAGGACUUCACUCUGGAGAGCGAACUUGCUGUGCACAUUCUGUGCAGGUGCCCAAGAGAGCACGGGCUGUCUUUGGACCCAGUCAAGUGGGAACCUGCAUUGGAGCCCUAUUUGCUGCCUCGACCGUCCUUGUGACCUUUCCACAGAGCUGCGCCUUUCCCCACUCGUGUGAAUCGCUUCCCCUUUAGCUCUCAGGUGGAUGGAAGCCGCGUCUGCCCAGAAUGGCCGUGCAGUCCUCUAUUUGACCGUGUGUUUCUUCACGACGUGCCCAGCUGAUAGAGAACUGUGAUCCCUGACUAGGGCUGGACCAUCUGCAGAGGACAGAGGGGAUAGAGAAGUAGCUAAUAUUUGUGCUGAUUUUUAAAUUAGGCAGCGGUGAAGAGCCUGGAGAAUCCUUUCCUGAACGUUGACUGCACUUAUUAGCCUCAGAUUUUAACAUCAAACACUGAGCGAGGCCAGCAGCCUAUUUGGGGUUUGGUUUUGUUUUGGCUCUAGCCGAACAAAAGGGUCUUGCUUAAUUCUUAGCUUGAGUGUAGAGGAUCGUGAGAGAGAAGGAGCCUCCUGAGUACUUACCAGAGUUUUCAUUUUUUUUUCAUUUUUUUUAAGUAAACCUGCACUAAAAAUCUCCUGAAGGGUAAGUAUAGCCCUGAGAGCUCAGCCUAAGACAGAAUCUAAAUCACACUGUUUUCAAGAUCGUGUAUAAAGAGAAAAAAAAUAAUGGUGUAUAGCCAGUGAUGAUUAUCAUUUUUUCAAAGACGGUGUCACAAAACUGUCUAUGUUAGACAUUUUGGAGGGACCAGGGAAUUGAAGACACCAAAUCAUUCAUCUCUCCAGUGUGCCGAUGUUAUCUUGUGAUUUGUUGUUACUUUUUGACUUUCUGUGUUUGCGCUGAGGAAAGUGGGUCCUGGUGCCGCCUGCCCAUCCUGGCCCACGUUUCUGCUCUGUGAGGUUGAGCACAGGUGUCUGCCCACCAGCCGCUGGUUGCCAAGAGAAGGUGUUUCAGCAGGCUCUGCCUUUUGAAGAUAAUGUUGCGGGAUGAACAGGACAGCAAAGGGUACCAUUUUGUUUUCUUUAAUAAUAACAACAAGGAUAAAACUCCUUCCUGAUCAGUUGUCAGUUUCCAAAAUGGGUUCUUGAGAAACUGUCUGGUCAAAUUGGAUUUGUAGCAGCAUUUUCCAUUGUUGAGGUGAAGUAGCAGCUCUCUGUCGGUUGAAAAUCGUUGAAGUCAGGAGUAGGGGAAAAAGAAUACGUUUAAAUUUGCUCUUAAAAAUAAUCAUCCAAAAGCAUGAGCUAUAUGUUGAAAGUGCCCUGGUUGAAUCCACGUACUUAAAGACGGUACAUAAUCCUGCAAUAUAGAUAUAGCUUGGUAUUCUUUGCCUUACUGUUUACAUUGCAGAUUGCUAUAAUUUCAAGGAGUUAUAUUAUAAAUAAAAUGAUGCACUUUAGGACGUUUCUAUUUUUGAAAUCUGAAGAUGAAUCAUUCACAUGACCAAAAAUUGUAUUUUUUAAAAGAAAUACAUGUCUAGUUCGUCCUUUUUAAGUAAUCUCUUACAUAAGCUAUAAUGUAAAUCACAUCAUUACCAGUUAACUUUCAAAGCACAUCUGUCUAAGAGUAUUGUUUUGAAAAUACUAAUAUGCUAUAGAACUUUAAAAGAGAAAAAGUUAUAUAAAUGAGAAGCUACUAAAUGUUUUGAAAUCUCUUGUUUCUGCCAAAGGUAAAUUAAGUAAAAGAUUGAUUCAGGAAUCCCCAUUCAAAUUUGUAUGAUUGAAUAAAAGACGACAGCAAGUUAUAGUAAAAUGUGUAUGGAAUGUCAUGUUUUCCUUUGUAAUUUAUAAUAAUAUACUUCCUAGAAUGGUGCCCAAAUUAAGGGAGGGAAGCCCUGUUUACAGGAGAUUCUAUCUGAAGACAGGUUAGUCCAUAGGUUCUGGCUCUGCCAGAAAUGCUGAGGUAAAUUUGUUUCCAUAGCAACCAUUUUUUGCAGCCCAGAGUCUCAAGGCCCUAGAGGCAGUGUCUUAAUUGGCUUAACACAGAAUACUCCGGACUGCGGUUUUUCCUUUGCUCUGUGGGGAAUGUGUGUGUGUUUGAGCACGUGCCAACAAAAUAAAUGUCAAGGGUUAUGUAAUAACAAUGAUAAGUAGAAGCAAAGCAUGAAUAAACUUGGCCGUGCGCUUGUGAGAAUCAGAGAUAGCAGAGGCUUGUAAUUUCCCAAGCAUUUGCUCUUUAUUGUGUUUUAGCCUGGAGCAAGCCUUGAAAUAGAUAUUUAUAUUAAGUAUGUUAUCAUUACUGCAUUUCAUCUUUGAAGCGUUGAGUUCGUAUUUUCCUUUUUAGACAGGUAUGUGCGAGGUUUAGGAUAAGGGCCCGCUGAGAAGUUUUUCAGGACAGCCGAAGUUUGUCUUGGUGCUGGUAGAAGGAAGUCUGCACAAUCUCAGUGAUCUCCGAUUCAGGGAAAAGUCCCAUGAAAGAACACAUCACAUUUCAGGCUGGAGAACUAUUUUUUUUAAUUGCUAGCUAUAAUUUAUUGUGAGCUAAUAAGUAGAUGGCUUUUGUUGCUGGUUUGAAGUCAAAAGGUUAUUAUUCAUUGGCAAGGCAGGGAUCAGCAAUGCCUCUAUAUACAACAUCAGUGUGAUUUUUGCUUUCUCUCAUCCUGAUGCAACACUUGCGUGGUGGCAGAAGAGCCUGUUAUAGGGUGUGCCUGCUCCCAGGUGUGUCAUUUCUAGCCCAGGACAAGUGCCUCAGGGUUGUGCCUUGUGCUUAGAAUUCCUUAUAAGGUGACUGUUAAGUUUAUUAUCAGAAUCAAAGGGCAGCCAUGGUGCCAGUUAAGUUGGUUCCUUCUGGGACUGCCUAAUUCUCAGUAGACAGAAUUGAGCCCUGUAUCCAGAACUGAUCACAGAUUUAUAAGGAAAAUCAAAAUUUAAAGUUUGUUGAUGAAUUUUUUAAGAGAUUCUUAAUCUGAUCAUGAAGAUGCCAUCUUUCUUAAGGGUAUAUUUCUUAAGGCUGUAUACCUCACUACCUUUGAUGGUAUAUUUAUAGCUGAACGCCAUCAUCUCUUUUAACUGCCUUGUGAAAAUCUGGUUGUAGUCUAAAUUGGUUUUGCUUUCAAGACGGGUCUUCCUGACACACUGCAUCCUCGGGGGGGGGGGGGUUUCUCCCGAGGUGGGGAGAGGUAGUUUCUGCACCCAGGUCAGCACCUCUGUGGUAUUCUUUCCUAGUAUCCACUUGGUUAAACCGAUAGGGAGGGACAAAACUGGGCUAAAACGUUAAAGCAGUGUUUCCUCGGAAGGCCGUGGGUUUAGCAGAAGCCGGAGUGUGCUUGCUUUUUCUUUGAUUAAUUCCCUUCUGUUAUUUUUUUUUCCCCACCUGACCCUCAAAAUCUACUGAAGGGUACAUUUUGUCAAAAGAUAGGCUAAACAUGUGUUCAAAUCUGUAGGUACUGAACUUGUGCAUACUGGCACUUCUUCACAGGGCAGCUGACACAGCAAGCUCCAAGAGAUGGUGAUCUACGUGUCAGCCGCUGCACCGUGGCAUCAGCCACUUUCCAGAGUAGAGAUCGCGCCCUUGGGGCAUCCACACUCUUCCACCGUGAUCCCUCAUAACAGAUGUAUGUGGAUAAGCUGAGGUCAAUUGCAGGUACACACAGAUGUGUAUUAAAAUGAAAUCUAUACAUCUACAUAUUGCUAUGAAAGUGCAGGUAUGUCUCUAGAGGAUCUCAUUUUGUCUGGAAUCCAGCCAGUCGUGGCCACGUGCGCAGCUUGAGAAAUCGAUUCGGCAGAUCUCGCUCUCAGUCUGAAAGCACCUAUACAAUCAUGAAAAUCUCCGAGUGGAUGCAGUUUUAGUAAAUAACAUGGGCCCAGAACAAUGUUUACAUGACAUGUAAGCAGAAAGUAUUUGAAAUUAGUUGUUCCUUUUUUAAAAUGUAAACUGAAUGAAAAUAUGUUAUGUACAUUUUUGUACAUGGCUGUAUUUUGUAUGAACAUAAAUAAAAUAUUUUUAAUUGUGAAUGUCCUGAAUUUUUUGACAGU